GUCGCGCCGCUGAUCCGGCGAGGUUAAGAGCCUAGCGGGGAUCAUAGUCCGGAGUCCCGUGUGUGGCGAGGCAGUCGCGCCAUGUCACCCCCCGCGCGCUGCCUGCUGCUGCUGCUGCUGCUGCUGCUGCUGCUGCUGCUGCUCGGCGCCUCAGCUGCCGGCGCGGGCGGCCCGCGACUAGCGAGGCUGCGCUACGACCUCUGGCGCACAGACAGCCCGGGCCGCGUAGACAGACACUCGCUGCGCCUCGUCGUGGCCUCCGGCACCGCCUUCUACGACGUCAUGCUGCUGGCCGCCAACCUCAGCCGAGCCUACAGGUUCGAGGCGGAGAUGGUGAACGGGGCCAAGUACGUGAACAGCAUCGGCGGUCGGACGAAGAACGAGGAGCAGAAGAAGCACUGGAUGUUCUACAAGCUGCAGUCGGCGCCGAACCCCGCCAAGCCGCCACCAGACAUCCUGCUUACCCCCAAAGGUAUCAAUGGGGUGUUUGUAUCGGACAGAGACAUCUACCUCUUCUGGUUCAAGAAUGUCACGUGGGCAUAAACUACCCUUGAAGUGCCAACAUUAGCCAGAGGAACUGUUUCACACCAACUACGGCAUUUUUGUUGUGCUUACCAAGUUUUUUUUAUAAAAAUUUUUUCAUCUGAAUUUAAACUGAAGAAACAACAAAACUAUCAUCAUUUUCCAACCAUCAAAGAAACCCAUUCACUAAUUUAAAAAAAAAAAGCUUUUUUUUAACAAUAUUUAAUUAAAUUUUCUUUUUGAUAAUUACAUGGGUAUGCUUUAUAAUAAAGCUAAAAUGUUCUUCUAUUGUGUGUUUUUUAAGUGUUAAAAUCAAACCACACAAAUAACAUUUCGUAACACAAUACAGAUAAUGCAUUUUUAACACAUCAAUACCAUUAAUCUUCAUCAAAACUAGUAUAAUUAAGUUGCAAACACAUCUGAUGACAGCUAUAUUUGUACUUAGUAAUCUCAAAUCCUUAAACUUUAAACUGGCUCACAAAAGCAUUACGUCAAAACAAAUUCAAAACAAUUUAUGGCAUAAUUAUAUGGCAAGAUAAAAGUCAUGUUGCUACACUUCUGUAAACAAUGAUGGCAAUAAAAUAAAAUAAGAAAUUUAUACAAACAAAUACA
This is a messenger RNA of Bacillus rossius redtenbacheri, 1134 nucleotides long. RefSeq lists its product as uncharacterized. The coding region runs from base 82 to 543 and encodes 153 amino acids. NCBI's taxonomy places the organism in Eukaryota, Metazoa, Arthropoda, Insecta, Phasmatodea, Bacillidae. Gene Ontology annotation, molecular function: cobalamin binding. The record is from RefSeq and is a predicted model, not a curated record. The transcript has 4 exons. Gene Ontology annotation, biological process: cobalamin transport.